This is a messenger RNA of Rhopalosiphum padi (bird cherry-oat aphid), 2252 nucleotides long. RefSeq names its product nucleolar protein dao-5. NCBI's taxonomy places the organism in Eukaryota, Metazoa, Arthropoda, Insecta, Hemiptera, Aphididae. The record is from RefSeq and is a predicted model, not a curated record. The transcript has 12 exons. Gene Ontology annotation, cellular component: nucleolus; nucleoplasm. The coding region runs from base 158 to 2065 and encodes 635 amino acids.
CAAAUCCAAAUUCUUUUACGCACCACCACUACCGAGCGCAACACAUAGAACCACGAGUUUUAUUUGCGCACCGGCCAUUCAGUACUGUCGUUCCGACUCGCGCUGACCGCUGAUAAUUUUUUUUAAAAUUCGAUUUAGUACUACACACGAUAUCAAAAUGAGUACUGAAACCAUAAAUGCGUUGGUGUUCGACUACUUGAACUCGUUGGAUCAGAACCUUGCAAACAUGUUCCAGACCAAGACUAAAGCCUCAAAAUUGCAGAGAGGACAAACUAAAUUAACUCAGCUAAUCGAUGACCAUUUGAAGACUUCUAAAAAAACAAUUAAGUUGCAGAAAAAAGGACCUUCUGUAGAUCAAAUAAUUAAAUUAAGUAAUGGUAAAGCAGCAGCGGUCGCCGAUGAAGAAUCUGAAGAAGACAGUUCUGCUGAUGAAGUAGUACCUAAAUCAAAAGUUAAUGCUACAAAAACAAAGAAGGUAGAAAAGGAAGAAGAAAGUUCUGAAGAAGAAAGCUCAGAUGAUGAUGAUGAACCACCUGUAAAAAAAGCAUGUAUUGCUCCUGUUAAGAAGCCUGUUACAAAAAAAGAAUCUAGUUCAGAAGAAGAGAGUUCAGAAGAAGAAGAAACUCCUGCUCCAAAAAAACCUGUUACUAAACCAGUUGUUAUGCCUCCUGUAAAUAAGAAAGCCACUGCAGAAGAAUCAUCUGAAGAAGAAAGCUCUGAAGAAGAAAGUUCUGAAGAAGAAAAGCCUGCAGUAAAGAAAGCCCCUCAGGUACCUGCAAAAAAGGUGGUACCUGUUAAAAAGGUAGUACCUGUUAAAAAAGCAGAGCCAGAAGAAAGUUCAGAAGAGGAAAGUUCUGAAGAGGAAACUGUAGUGAAAGUUCCAGCUAAAGUAGUUGCAGCUAAAAAUGGAAAGAAAGAAUCUAGUUCCGAAGAAGAAAGUUCUGACGAAGAAGAUACCCCCCCAGUAAAGAAAACAGCUGUCCAGCCAACUGCUAAAAAAACUGAAGAAUCCAGUUCUGAAGAAGAAAGUUCUGAUGAGGAAACUGUAGUUAAAACUCCAGCUAAAGCUCCUGUUUCUGCAAAGAAAGCUCAAAAAGAAGAAUCUAGCUCUGAAGAGGAAAGUUCAGAAGAUGAAACCCCAGCUACUACUAAACCAUCGAAAAAAACUGUAACUAAACCAGUUGUUGCUAAAGAAGAAAGUGAAGAAGAAUCUGAUGAUGAAGAUGAUGAUGAGGAGGAAGAAGUCAAAAAGACUCCAAAUAGUCAGAUCAAAAAUCAGCCAUUUGUCAAAGCAACAAAUGGAGAUAAUAAAAUAUUAAUGGGAAACAUGGAUCAAUAUGAUAUUGGUGGUAACAACUCUUUUGACUCUGAUAAAAAGAAAAAACAACAAAAUAGGCGAUCAGAUCCUUAUAGACGUGUCCGUGAUGAUAACGUCAGUGUUGAUGGGCGUCUUUUGGAUAAUUCACUUAAAGCAAAGGAUGAAAAUGAAAAUGGAACCAGCAACAAAUGGGGUGAAGACCGACAGGGAGGUUUCAGAGGUGGUAGAGGCAAUAGAGGAACAAGAGGAGGAUUUGGAUUCCGAGGUGGUCGUGGAGGCCGUGGGGGUUUCAAUCGUGAUGAUGAUGAUCAAAAUGGAGGCGGAAGAAACAGUUUUGGUAGAGGUGGUGGUGGUCGUGGAGGUGGUUUCAAACGUAAAUUUGAUGAUUCUGGUGAUGGAGAAGGUGAAGGCAGUGGUUUUAGAAAGAGUUUUGGAAGUGGAGAUGAAAAUGGUGGGGAACGUCGCAGUUUUGGAGACAAAAGAGGAUUCGGUGGUAAUAGGUUUAGUGGUGGUGAACGAGGAGGUUUUGGAGGACGCGGUGGUGGUGAUAGAGGUCGAGGAGGAUUUGGUGGUCGUGGAGGUGGUGGAAGAGGCUUUGGUGGACGUGGCGGUGGAGAUCGCGGCAGGGGCGGUCGUGGAGGUAGUGACCGUGGCAGUGGUGGUUUUGGUAAAGAUAGAUAUUUCAAUAAAAGUUUUGACUCUAAUAGUUCAACACCACAAAACAAAAAAAUUAAAUUUGAUGAUUGAAAAGGUCAAUAUGAAAAUUGGGGUAAGAAAGCUGCUCUAGACUUACAAUACACAAAAGGAAAAUCAUUUAGACAUGAAAAAACAAAAAAAAAACGUGGCUCUUAUCGAGGUGGACAAAUUGAUGUAGGUGUUAAUUCCAUUAAAUUUGACGAUUAAUUACAUAAUCGUUUACAUCUUUUUAUUUUUU